Molecule: messenger RNA, 4471 nt
Organism: Eublepharis macularius
Lineage: Eukaryota; Metazoa; Chordata; Lepidosauria; Squamata; Eublepharidae
Exons: 9
Coding region: 1038-4169 (1043 amino acids)
Biological process (GO): regulation of DNA-templated transcription
Source: RefSeq, a predicted model, not a curated record
ACUCCAGGUGACUGGAGGCUCUAGCUAGACGUGCGCAGUGUGCGCGCUCCCAGCACACACGACAGUGUCCCUUCUAGAAGUGAAGGGUAUCCAAAAUUUGCCUUUUUAGGUGUUAGUCCAGGGCAGGACUGAAAAGAAAGACGCAUCUCUGCUCCUGGGCUUCAGCGUUAAAUGCUGAAGUAUCUGCUGGGCAGCUGCCCUGUUCCUAGAGGAGGCCUGUUGCCAAGCAGGUAAUUGCACGAGUGGAAGCAGGGCUGCUCUCUGCCCUGGGAGGCCCCCCCCCCCGCAUCCUAAGGAGGGUGAAGCUGGCUGAGGACAGUCGCUCUCUGCCCUCGCUCCAGGGCGUGCUGAGAUAAGGAAGGGCCCCUGCUCCUGUCUGUGCUUUCUGGCGGCAGAGCAGAGGCCCUUGGGUUUUUUGGCCUUGGUGGGGAGAGUCUCUUAGCUGCCCUUUCCCCUUAUUCUGGCAAAGGCCAUUGUCUGCAGAGGCAGAAUGCAUGCCAUCGUGGCCCCCAGGUAAGACUUCUCAGGUGAAUGCAAAUCCUUAGAAUGCGCUUUUUGUGAUCAGAGGUUUUAGGGUGCGUCCUUAUUCUAGUCUAAGUGUUUUGCCUCAAAUGCAUUCUUAAAAUUGUAAACUGCUGGGCAUCUGCUGGAUUACAGGAGAGGGCGGAUCGCUAAAGGCCGAAGCCAAGAGGAACUCAGGCUGAAUUCACACACUCCCCUGUUUUGGUGGGAUGAGUCACCCAAACUCCGCCCUCUCCCACGUGGCCCCUGUUUGGGAACGCUUGCCUGAAGAGGUUGGAGGCAAAGAUCUUGGUGACUCACCUGCAGUUUCACACAUCUGUGAAGUGGAGCGUGGCGUGUGUGACCUCCUGUGGGAAUGCUGAGAGGGAACCGAGCCACACAGGCCGGCAGGAGUGGAGCAGGCCGGGCUGCUGGACGGAGAGAGGGAGCUUGUUCUGGGACUGGGAAAAGUCUGCGUCUCCAAAGGGGGGACCGUUGCUGACCUGGAGGAAGUGGGCCACAAGCAGGGAUGUGAAAUGGAGGAGCACGUGUGCCUCUGGGAGCCGAGCGGCGAGAGAGAGGCGGCUCUGCCGGAUCCUCCCACGCCAGAUGUGCCAGGCCUGGACGCUGCGAGCAGCUCAGGCUGUGAAGGCACCAGUUUGUGGGCUGUUCCUCUGCAGGACUGUUCAGUGCCCCCUGGAGCCUGGCCAGGCCUGUGCACGUGGCAGUGUUGGCAUCAGAGGGUCUUGGAGCACCUGGCGCAGGAGAAGCCCCCCCAAAGCCCCUCAAGGAUUGCUCAGGUGACGUUUGAAGAUGUGGCGGUCUAUUUCUCCCCAGAGGAGUGGGCUGAGCUGACAGCCUGGCAGAAGGCCCUAUACUGGGAUGUGAUGAAGGAAAACCACACCCUGGUGGCCUCUCUAGCUUCUGCGCAGGACAACCAGCCAGAGAUCCUAUCCCGGAUAGCACGAGGGGAGGCCCCUCCCCUUCAGGAGGGAACCUGGGAAGCCACUCCCGAAGUCUCCAGCCUGGGAGGCGGGACUGACGGCCCCUCUUCUCUGUGUGGGACAGCCUGCAGGAACGUGGCUCCCCGGGGAGUUGGGGGCCAGCUGGACGCAGAGCGGACAAGCAAGAAGACUGACUCGGAAGAAGAAGAAGGGGUAGAAGUUCCCGCUGCCUCCAGUCCUGACCCCAAGUUCUGUGUCAAGCAGGAGGAGAAGCUGAAGGGCCCGCCUCCCUAUGACUGCAAGGACUGUGGCCAGAGCUUCCCAGAGAGAGAGACCCUCAUCUCCCACCUGCUCCGCGUCCACUUCAGCGAGCGAGCCCUGCCGUGCCCAGAGUGUGGGAAGUUCUUUGGCACUCUCGGGAGCCUCGCAGCCCACCAGAGCAUUCAUCGCCGGGAGCAGCCGGGCUUCACCUGCAUCGACUGCAACAACAACUUUGUCUACGAGGAGCAAGAGGCGGGACGGAUCCGCACACAGCUGGCCCUGGGAAAGCUCUUCAAGUGCUUCAGUUGCAGCUGCAAAACCGCCCUUCUGGCGGACCAGAAGCCCGACUUGCUCCACGGCUCCCUUCCCUUUGGACAGCCAGACGACAUGUACUGUAGCCACCAGAAAGCCAUGGAGCAGGUCCGCCAGCGGGCGGCUCACUGGACUAUCUCCGAGACCAAAGCCUUUGUGGAGCUGUGGGGGGACGACUGUGUCCAGACGGCGCUCUACGACAACUACCGGAACGAGGUGCAAUACAAGCGCCUCUCGGAUAAGAUGGGGAAGCUGGGCUUCCACCGCAACCUGGAGCAGUGCCGGCAGCGAGCCAAAGAUCUGCGGAGGGGCUUCAAGGAGAUCAAAGACGGCAACCUCCACUCCAACCGUGCGCGGCAGACUAUGCCUUUCUUCUCCCUGCUGGACCGCUUCCUGAUGAUCAGCCGGGGACUAGUUGUCCCCAAGGUCUGUGCCAACCGCGCCAAGCAGAAGGGCCGAAAGAGCAGGCAUCGAAGGGAGGAGAUGCCGGGCAAGCCACGGUUCAUGCCCAUGCUGUCCCUCGAUGGUUCUGACUUGCACCAGCUGCCUCUCCCAGACCAGGAACGCUGCGUCCAAACCGUGGGGCUCCCCGACUACCGGCUCCAGAGGCCCCACCAGGGCCAAUACAGCCAGGCGGCGAGUACUCCUGGCUUCAAGGGGCAUCUCUCCAAGCAGGACCCUACAGCCCCUGUGAGGGGGGUUCCCAGCUACCAGCUGCCCAGGCAAGAGGAAAGCACCUCACACCCCCGGGCUGUGGGACUCCCUGGCUUCCCACUGCGACUGCAAGGCCAUGACCCCUCCGCUGUACCCCGUCACCUCCAGCAGCAAGAGAUGGUGCUGGCUCCUUUCAACGGGCUCUCUGCCGCCAGCAGCUUUUGGCAAGAGAUCACUUCGCUGGCACCUGAGCACCCCUCCAGCACUGCAGCUCAGGGGAGCACACAGACUUGGCAUCCAGGGAAGGCCCCCAGUUCCUCUGCAAAACGCAUGCGUGAUCUCCGCUUACGCCGCAGAAGGCAACGUGCGGCCAUGGCGCGCAUGUUACUCGGGGCCAGUUACCGCCCAAAUGACCGGACAGUUUGGAGCAAGACCCAAAAAACAGACUGGUGGGAUAACCUGGUUGCUGGCCAGUUUGAUGACGGGGAGUGGGUCCGCUACUUCCGCAUGUCCCGGGAGGCAGUGCUGGACCUGGUUGAGAAGUUGCGGCCUGUGCUGCAGCGUGAGGACACCAACAUGCGCGCUGCCAUCCCUGUUGACAAGCGAGUCGCCCUCACCCUCUGGAAGCUGGCCACCUCAGACAGCUACAGGUCUGUCGCCAACCAGUUUGGCGUUGGGGUGUCCACGGCAUCAGUCAUUGUGAUGGAGGUGUGUGAGGCUAUUCACGACGUGCUGUUGAAGCACAUCAUCCGCCUGGGAGAUGCGCAGGCCGUCAUGGGUGGCUUCGAAAGGGUCGGCUUUCCCAACUGCCUUGGGGUGGUGGACGAGACCCACAUCCCCAUCCUCUGCUCGCCACACGUAGGUUAUGCCUACAUCAACGGCAAAGGCCUCGUCUCCAUGGUUCUGCAGGCCCUGGUGGACAGCGCAGGCCAGUUCAUGGACGUGUACGCGGGCUGGUCUGGCGGGAUGCAGGACUCCGGCCUGCCAUGGGGCUCCCCCCUCUUCGAGCGGAUGGAAAAAGGCACUUUUGGGCCUCAGACGACCACUGAGAUCGAAGGGGUAGCUAUGGGCCCGGUCCUGCUGGGGGGGCCUGCUUGCCCCCUGAGGCCGUGGCUUAUGAAGCCCUACCCCAAUGUCACAGGCGGGCCCCGAGAACACUUCAACGCCAUCUUAAGCAAGUGCCGCAUGGCUGUGACAUAUGCUUUCGAGAGGCUGAAAGGGCGCUGGCGGUGCCUGCUCAAGCGCCUGGAUGUGGCGGAGAAGAACGUGCCUCUGGUUAUCACUGCCUGCUGCAUCCUGCACAACAUCUGUGAGAGCAGGAACGAGGCCAUGCAGGAUGGGUGGGAGGAGGGCAUGGACUACGCAGAUCUGCCCUCUGCGGCCUUGGAGAGCCCUGGGGACGGCCCCUCCGACCUGGAAGAGAUGGGGGAAGCGCACAGCAUCCGCGAGGCAUACUGUGCUCUCUUUGAGAAGAGGCGGCAGGAGGAAGAGCUGUGAAAAGAGAAAGGGCUGUGUGUGUGUGUGUGCGCACGUGUGUGUGUAUGCCCCCCCCACCCGUGCUUGGCACCCCCUUCCCAGGUUUGACGUUGCUCAAGAGGGGUGGGGACAAGGGAUGGGCUUACUCAGGUUACAUUCCCCUUCUGUGCGUCCCUGCUUCAGAGAGGAAAGGGACACACGCUGGUGAAGUACACCUUUACCGGUUGCACUGUUUUACCUUUUCUAAACCUUUUCUAAAAUCUUCUUAGCUGGAGGUUGUAAACCUUAAUCCUGAACCGCUUCAAUAAAUGGGUUUCUUCUUC